Messenger RNA from Triticum aestivum (bread wheat), 2277 nucleotides. RefSeq names its product cycloartenol synthase-like. NCBI's taxonomy places the organism in Eukaryota, Viridiplantae, Streptophyta, Magnoliopsida, Poales, Poaceae. Gene Ontology annotation, cellular component: lipid droplet. Gene Ontology annotation, molecular function: intramolecular transferase activity. The transcript has 19 exons. Gene Ontology annotation, biological process: triterpenoid biosynthetic process. The record is from RefSeq and is a predicted model, not a curated record. Bases 1 to 2277 code for a protein of 758 amino acids.
AUGUGGAGACUAAAGAUCGGGGAGGGUGAUGACAACCCACUGCUGCGUACCACCAACGGCCACGUCGGCCGGGUGGUAUGGAAGUUUGAUCCUGACGCGGACGACCCCGAGGAGGUCGCCGCUGUGGAAGCCGCCCGCCGGGACUUCACCAGCCGCCGGCACCAGAUGAAGAACAGCUCCGACCUUCUCAUGCGCAUGCAGUUGUCCAAGUCAAACGGCCUCAAGACGAACCUUCCUGAUCCCAUCAAGCUUGAGCAGCAUGGCUAUGCCACACAAGAGGCCGUCUUGAUGUCUUUAAAGAGGGCCAUCAGCCGCUAUUCCACGCUCCAGGCAGAUGAUGGCCACUGGCCUGGGGAGUUCGCUGGCACUUUAUUUCUCUUGCCCAGCUUGAUUAUAGCAUUGCAGGUGACUGGAUCACUGACUACUGUGUUGACAUCUGAACAUCAAAAAGAGAUUCGGCGAUAUCUCUGCAAUCACCAGGCACGGGAGGGGCUGGAUUCACGUGGACCCAUGCUGCAAGCUCGGAGUUGGAUCCUGGACCAUGGAGGAGCAACUUUAACACCAUCUUGGGGAAAAUUCUUUCUUUCGGUCCUUGGAGUAUAUGAUUGGUCGGGGAACAAUCCAUUGCCACCAGAACUAUGGAUAGUACCGUAUUUCUUGCCGAUUCAUCCAGGGCGCAUGUGGUGUCAUUCUCGUUUGGUAUAUUUGCCCAUGUCAUACCUAUACGGGAAGAGGUUCGUUGGAACUACAACAUCAAUUGUACUAGACUUGAGGGAAGAGCUUUACACCUUACCAUACAAUGAGAUUGACUGGGACAAGGCUCGCAAUGGGUGUGCCAAGGAAGAUCUCUAUUAUUCCCAUUCACCACUGCAAGAUAUCGUAUGGGCUACUCUCAGGAAAAUUGGUGAACCAAUAUUUCUUCACUGGCCUGGCAGCAAUUUGCGGAAGAGAGCUCUAGACAAUGUCAUGAAACAUAUAAAGUACGAGGAUGAAACUACUCAAUACUUAUGCAUUGGUCCUCUAAAUAAGAUGUUGAAUAUGAUUUGUUGCUGGGUAGAAGAUCCAAACUCAGAGGCAUUCAAACUCCAUGUUGAAAGAAUAUAUGAUUUCUUAUGGGUCGCCGAAGAUGGCAUGAAGUUGAAGUCUUACAAUGGCAGCCAACUAUGGGACACAGUUUUGACAGUUCAGGCUAUAUUUGCUACUGGCUUGACAAAAGAGUUCCCCCAUACAAUAAAACUUGCCCAUGACUAUAUAAAACGCUCACAGAUUUGUGUGAAUUUUCCUGGAGAUCAAAGCAAGUGGCAUCGUCAUAUAUCUAAAGGUGGAUGGACACAUUCAACUGCUGACCAUGGGUGGCCAGUAUCAGACUGUACUGCAGAAGCAUUGAAGAUGUCCACUUCGUCGCCCCCAUCCUUCUCCGUGUGCGAAGGUGUUGGGGUCCCAAGCAGAGGGUGUGGGGCCUCACAAGCUAUACUAUUGUUGAUUAAGCUUCCUCCUAAAUUGGUUGGCGAGCCUAUGGAAACAAGCAGGCUUGAUGAUGCAAUCAAUAUUCUAUUGUCUUGGAUGAACGACGAUGGUAGUUUUGGUGCAUAUGAGCUAACAAGAUCUUAUGAAUGGCUUGAGUUGCUCAAUCCUUCCGAGAGCUUUGGGGACAUAAUGAUCGAGCAUUCGUACGUUGAGUGUACAUCAUCAGUAAUUCAGGGUCUAGUGUUAUUUAGAGAAAUGUACCCCAAACAUUGUCGCAUGGAAGAGAUAGAAAAUUGUAUCCAAAAGGCUGCAGACUACAUUGAGAGCAUCCAAAGGAGUGAUGGAUCAUGGUACGGCUGUUGGGCUAUUUGUUUUACCUAUGGUACAUGGUUUGGGGUGAGAGGAUUGAUUGCUGCAGGCAGAACGUACAAGAAUAGCCAAGCAAUCAGAAAAGCAUGUGAAUUUCUGCUAUCCAAGGAGCUUCUCCCAUUAGGGGGGUGGGGAGAAAGUUACCUCUCCGGUCAAGACAUGGUUUACACCAAUCUUGAAGGCAACCGGGCUCACGCAAUCAACACUAGUUGGGCCAUGUUGGCCCUAAUUGAUGCCGGACAGGACCAAAGAGAUCCUGCAUCUCUACAUAGGGCAGCCACGGUUCUGAUCAACUUCCAGUCGGAGGAUGGAGAGUUCCCUCAGCAAGACAUUAUUGGAGUUGCCAACCGCAACCUUAUGCUCACUUACGCCCAAUACAGGAACAUCUUCCCUAUUUGGGCUCUUGGAGAGUACUACCGUAGAAUGGUCCUGACAACAUAA